Molecule: messenger RNA, 977 nt
Organism: Nicotiana tabacum (common tobacco)
Lineage: Eukaryota; Viridiplantae; Streptophyta; Magnoliopsida; Solanales; Solanaceae
Cellular component (GO): nucleus
Molecular function (GO): DNA binding
Source: RefSeq, a predicted model, not a curated record
AGAAUGUGGUCCUCAAACAUCCCUCUCUAGCUUUUGAUCAUCUUUCCUUUCAAAAAUAAAUUCCCACUUCCUCAUCACUUAGCCUAUAUCUUCCUAUAGCUCCUUUCUUCUUAUUUUCAUCACAAUUUCCUCCAUUAAUUCUUCGUCUCUUUAUCAACUUUUUAAAUGGAAGCAGCUGAUAAUAAUGACUUGUUCAUUUUUGCCACUGAUAAUGAUGACAAGAAGAAGAGAACCCCCAGUUAUAAUAAUAGGAGUAGUAGUAGUAGUAAUAAUAACAAUGAAAAGAUCAAAGGGUCAAGUACUUCAAUGAGGUGUUGCCAAGCUGAUAAGUGUACUGUUGAUUUAAGUGAUGCCAAACAAUACCAUAAGAGGCAUAAAGUCUGUGAAUACCAUGCAAAGGCUCAAGCCGUCGUCGUCGCCGGACUCCGGCAACGCUUUUGUCAACAAUGCAGCCGAUUUCACGAGGUAGGAGAGUUUGAUGAAUCGAAAAGGAGUUGCAGAAGGCGUUUGGCUGGGCACAACGAAAGGCGAAGGAAGACUACUACUACUUCUUCAUCAUCAGAUCAGUCUAAUGCUGAAGUUUCAUCGAGUAGAAAAGCCAUAAUAGGGACAGACACUCAUCAGAUAAUAAACUUCCAAGAAAAUGCAGCAGCAGGUUAUAAACACUUUCAGAUUGGAUGAAAAACUGAGGCAAAAAAAUGGAUACGAUAUGCUUGCUCUCUCUCUUCUGUCAUUCUCUAAUAAGUUCAGUUACUAUAAUAAUUAUCAGUUCGCUGUUUGUGACUUUUAUAAUCAUGAAGUUUGAAGUCUUGAACAUAUUAUUAAAUCCAAGAUCCUCAAUGGUAGUUUUGUACCACUUUAUCAAAAAUAAAUAAUGAUCUAUGGAUGUUAUUGUAUAAUUAAACAGCCUCUCUAUCUUCAUAAAGUGGGGCCAGAUUUCGCUAUGUGGGAUUACGCUUGAGUAUGUUGUUGUUGGA